Messenger RNA from Ectocarpus siliculosus, 1470 nucleotides. NCBI's taxonomy places the organism in Eukaryota, Phaeophyceae, Ectocarpales, Ectocarpaceae. The record is from the annotation of a GenBank genome assembly.
AUGGGGACAGCUGCCGAUAGGCGACCGAGCGUUGCCUUUCUUACGUCGCUUGCGGACAACACCUCAGGCUCUAAUACUCCAGCGGAGAGCAGCAAUCAACAUGACUCACUCAGCACCUCCACAUCGACGCUGCAAGCCGCACCUGGUUACUCGGAGAGCGGCAGCAACUCGAACUCAAGGGUGGAGACGCUCUCGAGGGACAGCCGCCAUGGACGGGACGUGAAAAGCGCGGAGAUUGAUCUCGUACGGUACCAGCCUCUUCCCGGAUCUGUGCGGCUAGCCAGUGUCACGGAAAAGGUUUUGCGGGAAGCUCCCUUCGCGGUCGGGAUUUCCAAGCCAAUGUGGCGGGUAUUUCUUACCUCCCGGCCUUUCAUGGAGCUCGCCGCCGAUGGCUUCUGGUUCGUCGUGGCGCACGAGAUCCUGAGGAUGCCCGUGGACGCUGCGCACAGCCCGCGGUUCUCUCGAAUGGCCCACGUGUACAGUCACAUGUUUACCAACGCGCCCCCCGUGUUCAAGGACAUGUGGGGCUCGUACUUCUUCGAGGCCUGGGCCUUGACCUUGAUAAUACUACUGCAGGAGUCCUUCCCGAAGUCGAAGUCGCUGGUCGACGAGCCGUCGUUCCGGAUGCGGCUGCUGGACCUGUGCGCCGAGUGGACGAUGGGGAUAAGGCCGAGCUUUCCGCUUGCGGGGCACUGGGUGCUCAAGUUUGACAAGCGACCGCCGACGGAGCUGGAACUCCUCAAGAGGCGGACGUUCGGGGCGGGACUGUCAGGUACAAGCUCCAUGCCCGCCCUACCUCAAGGGGAUGCCAGCAAGGACAGUAGGGCGAAUGACACUGUUCCGACGGCCAGGAGGAGAGGCGGCAUACCCGAACACCGCCUGAACUACGUCGCCACCCGGUCGGCCAUCGACUUCGGCAACAGCCCCUUCGUCAAGCACCACCUGAGGGUGCUCACGGGCGGGGGGAAGACGUCGGUCACCCCCAUCAGACUGCAGGUCACUGGGGAGGCGACGAGGACCCUGCGGCCGUUUCAGGAGCAGAGUCUACGUCUGGCGAAUGACCGACUCCUGCGAUCGAACACCUGGCGGGCAGCACAGGCCGUACGCGUGAGAAACGAGAGGCCGGCGACGGUGGACAUCCUGACGAGGAUAGACCAGAGGAGGGAGAAGCUGAUGCGGCAGCACAUCUCCUCGAAAAGAGAAACCCGGCAAGAGAUCUCCCGCAUGCGCAUCGACGCCGCCGAGGACAGGUCCAGCAUCGAGACCGAAGCGGCGGAUCUCUUGUCCAAGGGAGACGUGCAUGAGUUCAGCAAUUUCCUCGUCAAGCACCAGGCCAAGAAGUACCGCAAAGCUGAAAGAAAGCUGCUCGGCAGCGGCUCCAUGGGCGGUGGUGGCGGCGGCAGCCUUGCAGGAGGAGGAGGAGGGGGGAGAGGGGAAGGGGAGGGGGAGCGGGGGAAGGAGAUGGGAUAG